Molecule: messenger RNA, 2278 nt
Organism: Cyprinus carpio (common carp)
Lineage: Eukaryota; Metazoa; Chordata; Actinopteri; Cypriniformes; Cyprinidae
Product: acidic repeat-containing protein-like
Exons: 13
Coding region: 214-1917 (567 amino acids)
Cellular component (GO): nucleus
Source: RefSeq, a predicted model, not a curated record
GUGGAAGCAAACGCUUCAGGAACCGGAAGUUGUUUCUCUCUCUCAGAUGACACUUUCCGGUUGGGGAAAUUUGAACGCAGCUGGUGGUUUAAAGUUCUGCUCAUUUGAUUGAAGGCGCGAUAAAUAAAAUUCAGUUUUAUGAGUCUUUAACACUGUGACAGCAGGAGAGUGAUGUGCUCAGGCGCUCAGUAGUUUUCCAGACUUCAUGUGGCGAUGGAUCCCGGCACUGUAUCGCUGUUUCAGAGAGUCUCUGAAAAGCUGGGCUGGGACAGAGAUGGUGGUCUUGAUAAAGCUGAAGAGAAGUUGAGGAAGAGCUUGAAGAACAGUUCUGACUCGAGCACAGAUCCAGCGCACAGACUGCUGCGGUCAGACACUGACGGCUCAGGGAAAGAGAAGCAUGUGCUGUGGACGUCAGAUGAGGAGGAACUUGACAAGUUUCUUGCUGCAAAGGCUACCCCAAAAUCUACAUUUAAACAGUCUGCCCAGAAACCGAGAGAACCAAUUCCAGUUCUGUCUUCAGAUAGUGAUGAUGAAUUUGAAACAUUUUUAAAUCGAGUGAAAACCCCAAAGUCUAAAGUCCAUCAUCAGUCUGUGAGUAGCAGUGAUGACAGUUUGAAACACUUCAUAGUGGACAGCAUGUCAUCUGAUGAUGAUUUUGUCAUUGAGAGGAAGCCUUCCAUUAGUAAAGGGAAAGCCAAGACUGCCAGAACUCCUAAAUCAGUUCAGAAGACUCUGUCUCUCUGUGAUUCUCCUGUCUUCCUGAGCGACAGCGAUGACGACCGUGACGCUGUUAUCAAGAGCACCUGGAGGACCAGACACAGCCGCCCACCUUCUGAGGAACAUCACGCCACGAGUGCAGGCAGAGAGGAGACCACAAAGCCUUGUGUGCUCCCGCCAGCAGUCCCUGUGACGACACACGCCGGUCCAGAGGACAAGUGCAGCUCUGAGGAGGAGUUCCAGUCCUUACUGGACCGAGUCAGACAGAAUCAGAACCUAGGAGGCAGAACACAUGCAAGCCCGAAGCCACCUCCAGAAUCCAAACCACGACCUCCGUGUUUGUCGACACCAUCUGCUGUGGGUAAGAAAGCCGCUAACCAAGUACCGGUUAAAGGAUCGUCCACAACCCUCACCCCAGUGCAGCAGACGCCCCGCAGCAGACCAGUGAGCCAAACUGAGCCCAGAGCUGCGCCCAACAGCAGGGUGCUGGUGUGUAAAACUCCCGGCUGCUUCCUGCAGUCCCUGUCUGUUCCUGGAUCGUCCUACAGCCGCAGCUUCAAACUCAACAAAGAGGAGCUCACUAACAAACUCUUCCAGCUCUACAACACCAGCGUGUUUGACAGUAAGCUUCCCGCUGACAUGUCUGUCACAUGGAACAAGAAGAUGCGCAAGACGGCAGGAUAUUGCAUCUCGGGCCAGGAGCGUGGCACUGGGGAGCGAUACGCCCGCAUCGAGCUGUCUGUCAAAGUUUGUGACUCCGCAGAUCGGUUACGAGAUACGUUAGUCCAUGAAAUGUGUCAUGCUGCUACAUGGCUAAUAAACAAUGUUCGUGACGGGCACGGGCCGUACUGGAGGCUUUAUGCCCGUAAAGCGAUGCUGGCUCAUCCUGAGCUGCCGAUGGUUUCCCGCUGCCACAGUUACGACAUCAACUACAAGUUCCAGUAUCAGUGUAACCGCUGCAAGAACACGAUCGGCCGUCACUCUAAGUCCCUGGACACCACAAAGUUUGUGUGUGCUUUGUGCACUGGGCAGCUGGUUUUGUUGACUCCCUCGAAGCCGCGGGCGCCCACACCCUUCGCCACCUUCGUGAAGGAGAACUACAGGUCCGCGAGACAGGACCUGGCAGGCCAGAGUCACGCUGAGGUCAUGCGCAAACUCAGCGCCGACUUCGCCAGCCAAACACGUCUCAGUCAGAGCUGAUCCCUGAUCAGACACACGAGUCUCAAAUACCUCAAACCAUCACGACUGCUGCGUCAGUUUGAGUUCUGUUCAUAUGCAGCGUCAGCUUACGGGGACUCUUGUGGGCAUGUCAGCCUCCAUCAGACUAUCACUAUUUGUUUUUAUACUGUGAAAUGGUUUUAUUUAUGGUUAAUGGCCAUAAAAGCCUUAUGAUAUAUGAGCCAUAUUCAUGUUUAUUUACUCCCUAAAUCUUAAGAUCUUAUCAAAGGGAUAAGCGUGUCUUCUUUUUUCUUUUUCUGUUCGUGUGUCAUGUUGGUUAUCUUGUGUACGUUUUAUUGUUUAGAUGUGUUUUUUCUUCAGAAUAAACAACUGAGUUAUUACA